AUGAAGAUGGGUGUUGAACCCCUUCCUGUUCAUGGUGGGCUUGGAGGUGCAUACUAUUUCAGGACAGCAGAGGUGAAAAGCGUUGCAAUUGUGAAGCCAACGGAUGAAGAACCUUUUGCUCCUAACAACCCCAAAGGAUUUGUUGGUAAAGCCCUUGGGCAACCUGGCUUGAAACGCUCAGUGCGCGUGGGGGAAACUGGAUUCAGAGAGGUUGCCGCUUACCUUCUUGACUAUGAUCACUUUGCAAAUGUGCCUCCAACUGCCCUUGUGAAAAUUACACACUCAAUCUUCAAUGUCAAUGAUGGGGUGAACGUAAACAAAUCUCAUAAAGGGAAGACGGUUAGCAAGAUUGCGUCCUUCCAACAGUUCAUACCACACGACUUUGAUGCCAGUGACCAUGGUACCUCAAGCUUCCCAGUUUUUGCUGUGCAUCGCAUAGGUAUAUUAGACAUCAGGAUUUUCAACACAGACAGGCAUGCUGGAAAUCUUUUGGUCAGAAAGCUUGACUGUGUUGGAAGUUUUGGUCAAGUGGAGCUCAUUCCAAUUGACCAUGGCCUAUGUUUGCCAGAAACCUUGGAGGAUCCAUACUUUGAGUGGAUUCAUUGGCCUCAAGCUUCAAUUCCAUUUUCGGAUGACGAACUUGAAUAUAUUGAAAAUCUUGAUCCUCUUCGGGAUUGUGAGAUGCUGCGAAGGGAGCUACCCAUGAUUCGAGAGGCAUGUCUUCGUGUGUUGGUUCUCUGCACAAUUUUCCUCAAGGAAGCUGCUGCUUUUGGUCUCUGUCUUGCUGAAAUUGGUGAGAUGAUGAGUAGGGAAUUCCGCGCAGGAGAAGAGGAGCCAAGUGAGCUUGAGAUUGUAUGUAUGGAGGCUAGGAGGGUGAUAGUUGAGAGGGAGGUGCUAUCUCCCAAGUCUGACAGAGGGGAUGAGGAAUUCCAAUUUGAUAUAGAUUGCGAGGGACCAGAACAGAACAUACAUAAGGUAGGAGAGGAUGAUUAUAUAGCCAGAUUGCAAUUCCAGUUUGAUAUUGGGGUUGGGAAUGGCCAUUCUCUGCUUUCAAAACUUGAGGAAACCAUUGAGGAGGAGGAUGAAGAGGAUGAGGGAGAGGAAAGUGAAGCAAAAGUUGAGCAUGAAGGAUUUGUUGUGCCUCGAGCUCCUGAAAGGAUCCAUGACCUGUCAAGGCUUUCAAUGUCUCUGAAGAAUACAAGCUUGAGUGAUAAGAGCCAGAAAUUCCCAAAAUUCAGCACAGUAAAAGCAGAAAAUGGCUACCUUUCUGGCACAUCACUUGGGCACAACAGUGCGAAUGAGCAACUUCCUGCGAGCACAAGCUUUGUGAAGUUGGCAGACAUGAACGAAGAGGAAUGGAUUCUAUUUCUGGAGAAGUUUCAAGAAUUACUUUACCCAGCAUUUCACAAACGGAAAUCUGUGACAUUAGGGCAGAAACAGAGACAGAGGCUCGGUACAUCGUGCCAGUUUUGAUAUUGAGAUUGCAAUAUAUCAGUAUCAGAGAGGUGAGUUAAGAAUAAGAGUUUUAAUAGGGUUGUUGGAGUGAAGGAUUGUUAGGAUAGGUCAAGAAUAUGGGUUUUUCUCCCUCAGAAAGUGCUUUAGUUUGGGAGAUAAGACUGCGGAAGGUGCGCUGUAGUUGGGAGAUGCUAGACAGUAGCUGUAAAUAUCUUUGGCCUACUUUGGCAUCAGCAACGUUGAGAGCUGAGUAGAAUUGGUUUGGUUACCUUUUGGUCUUUGAUUUCUUUUUUCCUCUUUCUUUUUGUUUUCACUGCCCCGAACUUACUUUGUUAAAUAAAUAAUUUGUAGAAUGCAAUCCUUGAAAAGAAUUUUUGUAAAUAUUCAACUCUCUUCUUUGCU
This is a messenger RNA of Carica papaya (papaya), 1857 nucleotides long. The record is from RefSeq and is a predicted model, not a curated record. Lineage: Eukaryota; Viridiplantae; Streptophyta; Magnoliopsida; Brassicales; Caricaceae.